AACAGAAUAAAGGGAUAGAGAUGCACACUACACACACAGACGUCCUGCCCCUCACUUUCUAAAUAUAAAGCGCAAACUGAUAAGCAUUGCGAACGCACUCGCGCUCCUAGAAAUUUCUCAAGCCUCGGUUACAUUACAAACUGCCAAGAGCCUCGAGCGGCUCUGAGAUGUAUAUGAUCUCAUAUCUCUUCCUUAUUUGUACUGAGUUUGUCGAAUCUGAAGGCUCCGACUGGGAGAAAGAGAGAUAAAUUGCGUAGAGUUUGUUCAUUGUUUCUCAUUCAAUUCUCGGUUUCUGAAUGACGGAGAAGGAGGAGAGUGCGGUUAGGAAGACCGGAGGUGAAUCGCCGGAGGUGAAGACGCCGGCGGCGAGCAAAUCGGCGGUGGCGGCGGCGACUCCGACGGAGGUGGAGGUGGUGAAGUGCGAGUGCUGCGAGUUUACGGAGGAGUGUACGAUCGCGUAUAUCGCGCGUGUGCGGGAGAGGUACGAAGGGCGGUGGAUCUGCGGGCUGUGUGCGGAGGCGGUGAAGGAUGAGAUCGGGAGAUCUGGCCGGAGGAUCAGCGAGGAGGAGGCGCUGGAGCGGCAUGCGAGUUUCUGUGAGGAGUUCAGGUCGCCGCCGGAGAAGCCGGCGGAGGAGCUCAUCUCCGCCGUGAAGCAGCUGCUGAUCAGGAGCUUGGAGUCGCCGACCAGUGUCAGGUCUAAUCCGAGUAGUCCGAGGGGCAAGGACGGGUCGGAUCUUGCCCGAGCUACGUUCGGGAGGUCCCAGAGUUGUUUCCCCAGCAUGGAUGCCUGAAACAUCACCGAACUAAACCGAACGUGCUCAGUAUAUCUCGUUCCCGAUCCCGAAGAAAGAUGCUUCAUCGAAGGCUGAUGCGCCAAUUGCAAUGAAUAAACGAUUAUUGUAAAAUAAAUAAAUUAGUUUAGGAAAAUAAAACGAAAUUGAAUUAGAGGAAGUGAAGGUUCUUGGCCAAUGCAAUAGUUAGGUUCUGGAUCUUACUAAUUCAGAUUGUUGAGUUGUAUUUCGAAUAAAUUAGCCAUGGAAAUGAAUAAAUUUGAUAAA
This is a messenger RNA of Daucus carota subsp. sativus, 1058 nucleotides long. RefSeq lists its product as uncharacterized. The record is from RefSeq and is a predicted model, not a curated record. NCBI's taxonomy places the organism in Eukaryota, Viridiplantae, Streptophyta, Magnoliopsida, Apiales, Apiaceae. Bases 297 to 791 code for a protein of 164 amino acids. The transcript is spliced from 2 exons.